Messenger RNA from Paramacrobiotus metropolitanus, 3564 nucleotides. RefSeq names its product exocyst complex component 6-like. Gene Ontology annotation, cellular component: exocyst; membrane. Bases 202 to 3525 code for a protein of 1107 amino acids. The record is from RefSeq and is a predicted model, not a curated record. The transcript has 5 exons. Lineage: Eukaryota; Metazoa; Tardigrada; Eutardigrada; Parachela; Macrobiotidae. Gene Ontology annotation, biological process: intracellular protein transport; Golgi to plasma membrane transport; exocytosis.
GCGGGUUCGCAUAAUAACCGCUGUAUUUCGAUUAUCCAAAGUCCGUAUUUUUAAAUUGAAUAUCCUUGAUCUAGAUAAAAUAACUGCAGUAAUCUGGAAACAAACUAGUUCCGCUAAGGAGUUUUUUUUGAAAGCAGAUCAAGUCUGGAUUGUUUAGCUAAGGCGUGCCAGAUCUCGGUAUGCAUCCGAUAACUGUAUUCUAUGGAAUCUCGUCCUAAUCCCAAGAUCUCCAUCCAAACCCCAUCGGGAACCGAAAGUGUUGCCAACAAAGCUCCCAGCACAGUUCAGUCCUCUCACAACAGCUUAAGCCGCAGCGUCCAGUCGCACGAGAGACUGUCGUACGUCUUAUCUAAUAUCUGGUCCCGCGAACUAUCCGGUGUAUCGGGCAACUCCAGCAUCCAAUCCACCAGCAAGAACAGCGUGGAUAGUGUGGCGAAAACGCGCAGCCAGUUAUCAAAAGCUUCGGUUAAGUCAAUAACUUCCGAUAAACAGCCACCGUUAACCGCUUCCCAGAAUCGCUUAUCCGUUAUCAGGGAAACCCAGAUCGACGAACUGUAUUCGGAGAAACUCCGGCUUGAGUUAAAGGAGUCGCAGUCGUACCAGUUUACAAACAACCCGCAUCCGCAAUUCAGCCGGGAAACCGCGAACUCUGCAUUGGAAGAAAGCGCAUCCGCGGCGGAAUCAGUCUCCGCUGCACGCACCCGUGAACGGCUUCUCAAACUCCACCAAGCGGAGGUUCAGCAUUCGGCUUCGGAGCAGAGCGUUCAAUCCGCGACCUCCAGUCCAUCAGCGCCCAUGGCGCAGAAAUCCUUUCUGCAUGGUUUGUUCGGCAAAUGGACGAAGCAGAAUAAUCCCCAUUCCGUCAAUAGUCUGGAAGCCACGUCCACGUAUUCGUUGUUGUCGUCCGGCAGUGACACACUCCCGAUGUACAGAUCAGCCGCAUCGGAGCGCUCCGAUGUUACGCUGGCGGAGUACCGCGCCAUAAAGGUCAAGAAUCUGGAUGAGAUCUUCGCCAAAGCGGCGCUGUCGUCGGCCAAUUUGGCGGCGGGGGAUCGGCGCGAUAGUGAUGCGGCUUUGGCUUUUCCGUCGGAUAUGCCACCGAUCUACAAUGUUCUGUUGGGGCAUUUGGAGAAUGAUAUGGCGCAUGACAAAUUGGUGCCAUUUAUAUUGAGACGGUUUAUGGAAUUCGGGCAUGAGCGGCAAUUUCUGGAUCACUUGAUGACCCGCAUCCGCUCCGACGAAGAAACCAUCCAGCAUCUGUGCACCGCUAACGCGUUUGUCUUGACCGAGGCCAGUCGGGACUUUGUCGAUCUUAACGACCGCAUCGACCAGCUGCGGGAGGACGUGGUGACCCUCGAUGAUCGGGACGUGUAUGCCGCGCAGCUGAAGGAGAUCCGCUAUGCCGAGAAGGAAACCCGGCUGACCAGCUGCGUACUGAGCAAUCUGGCCAUUUUGAUGGAGCGCAUCAAUGCGCUACGGCCGGCAUUGCGAUCCUUCAGCAAAGCGUUGGAACUCAGCGCCACACCGGUGAAGGCAUUGCGGUGCUUAUGCAAAGCCCAGGAGGACACGGUACAUCUGUCGCCGCAAAUGGGAUUUGUGGCGUGGCUGGCAACGACCAUUCCGGAGAUAAAGUAUUCGUUAUUGGAGACGUGCACAAGAGGAGUGAUUUACACGUUGGAAGCGAUCAGUCCGAGCAAACCACAAGCGGGAUUGGCCAUGUUCCACACCGUAUCGCUCUACAGUGGAAUCACCGUGGAGCCAGCGGCGUCAGAACUGCCGAAACUACUCAGUGCGCUAAAUGGAGCGAAUGCUAAAGAGAGCCUGGAAAAAAUGUUGAACUUGCGCCUUCUGAACAACUUCCGUCAUAUAGUCAAGACACUGGUGGAUUAUCCCGGGGGAGUGGAUAGCGAAUACUUGUUCCACUGUUACGUCACGUACAUGGCGGAACGACAUGUGCAGAUUUUCAAAAACCUAGACGAACACGAUGUGACCACCUUGCAGCAGUUGCGGUCGUUUGUGCAGAAGAUUGUAGGGAUUUUUGGGAUGGAGAUGUUCAUUGCUUACUACGUAACCGGUAUCACUGCCGAGGACUACUACAACGACCUUUGGAAAGACGUCUUCCCCAAAGUCCGCACCAUUACCGAAGACGCCAUCAAGCUAGUCUGCACGGAAAACGAUUAUAAGGACACCAGGAUCCUUUUGCGCAUAUUUCUGUCGGCGAUGGCCAUGCUGCGCUGUGACACCAGCGGGAUCUUCUGUCUCCUGGAAUCUCUCGCCGGACACUACUGCAAAAUCCUCGACCAGACGCUGGGCGCGGCAAUGCACUUAUCCCUAUCCCGUGACCUUUUCAGCGCCCAUAUUCUGAGCAGUGUGGAAGCAGAGAAAUCCUUCCUCCACGUUUUUGAUCCAUGGGAAAAGCAUCCCGGCUGCACGAGUAAGGAAUUCCCCAAGAAACUCCCGUUCUCCCAGAGCGUUCCGGAGAUCUACGGCUUGCUGACCAAUUACAUUUCCUCGAACAUUGACGUGGAUAAAGAUCUCGGGUUAAGUGUGGAAGAGUCGUUGGAGCGCGCGGUGGAGAUUACCAAGACGGCGUUGACAACGCAGUUGUACGAUCACCUGCAGGAUAUCUUCACCAGCGGGUAUCUGCUGGUUAAGCAGUACGUGCAAGUAUACCAGAACAUGACGCAAUUGCAGUAUUGUUUGCCGCGGCUGGAACGGUUUAUCGCCAAAGAGUUGUGCGUGCAUUUGGAGACCAAUCAUCCGCUGUUAUCGCUACGUUCGGCGAAUGUGACCUUUGAAGCGCUUAGACUGGGAACCGAGCAGCAGCUGAUUGGAGAACUCACGGGAUACAUCCAAGCAGUUUUGCAUGAUAGCGUCACCGAUUUAACGAUUAUACCGGAAGCUCCAUCUGAAGAAGCUAACAAGGUUCUCGGUUUCAUCAAAGAGUUCUUUGACGACAUUAGCCGACUGCGACCAGAGUUCGCCGAAAAAGCCUUCGCAACGCUGUGGGCCACCAUCCCCACGGAACUGGAGACCUUCUGGGUGUACGAGUCAACGGUCGUCAGUCGCGAGGGACUGCACCAACUGCGCAUCGAUAUCGAGUACUAUGAAAAAGUCCUGGGCAUGUUUGGGUUCCGAACGGUGAAAGAGAGCGGAGAAAACAAGGAAUUCGACUACCUAUUGCAGUUGAUCAGUCUGGUCCUGGACGAUGACUGGACGAAUUACAUCAGCAACUUUGGCACGAAGGAGUCCAAGUACACGGUGGUGCCGCCGGGAUCGGCCGUGCGGGUUCUGGCGAAACUAAACGAUAUCCAUCUGGAGGCGUCCAAGUCGAAUACGUAUAUCAGUGUGCGCGGGGAGAAAGAGAAGAAGCAACGCCGAGAAUUAAUCUUAAUUCAGCUGGAUGAUUUGGCUACCGUAGGGAAGAUUGUACAUUUUAAAGUGCCGAAGUCGAAAUCGAAUUUGUUGUUAUUGAAGUCAAAUACGUCUUUUGAUCCUACUGCAAAGGAUUCGAAGAUAAAAUGAUUACAAGCGUUUUAACCGAAAAAAUAAACUGCGUUUGCG